This is a messenger RNA of Chroicocephalus ridibundus (black-headed gull), 1175 nucleotides long. Its product is annotated as antigen WC1.1-like. Bases 78 to 1175 code for a protein of 365 amino acids. Gene Ontology annotation, cellular component: membrane. NCBI's taxonomy places the organism in Eukaryota, Metazoa, Chordata, Aves, Charadriiformes, Laridae. The transcript is spliced from 9 exons. The record is from RefSeq and is a predicted model, not a curated record.
GGGAGAAGGGGUGCUCUGGCCGAGUGGAGGUGUGGCACCGCGGCUCCUGGGGGACGGUGUGUGACGACUCUUGGGACAUGCGGGAUGCCGAGGUGGCAUGCAGGCAGCUGGGCUGUGGCCCUGCGGUGUCUGCCCUGGCCGAGGCUGCAUUUGGGGAGGGGAGCGGCCCCAUCUGGCUGGAGCAGGUGGAGUGCCGGGAGACAGAGCCAUCUCUGCAGGACUGCUGGGCCUGGCCUGGGGACAGCGGUGCCUGCCGCCAUAAGGAGGACGCGGCCGUGACCUGCUCAGAUGCACCCAGGACAGCAGCACCAACCCCUCCAGCAGAUCCCCUGCGGGGCCGUCUGACCAGCAGCGGGAGAGUCUCCUUGCCCGUCAUCAUGUGCAUCAUCCUGGGAGCCCUUGUCUGCCUGCUCCUGGCCCUCCUGGCUGGGCAAGUGCGAAGCGCCAGGGCUGGGCGCAGAGGCUCUGAGAGAGCUCAGGAGCCCUUCCCUGAGGCCGUGUACGAGGAGAUCGGUUCCAGCCCAGCAUGGCAGAAGCAGGCAAGGUUCAGCGGCUCAGGCUCCUAUUCAGAGGGGUCCCUGAGCAAGCUGCAGCCCUACCCCGGGGACAGCGAGGAGGAGGAUGGUCCAUGGCCAGCACCAGAUGUCCCUGUCCUGCCUGGAGGUGACCCAGCUGAUGGCUAUGACGAUGCCAGGGAGGUUUCUGACCCUGGGGAGGAUCCUUCCCCUGGGCAGGAAGACUGGGAAAUGCCCAGGGUGGCAGAGGAAGGAUCUGGACCCACGCAUACCCUUGGAGGGCCAAACCUGCUCUCCCAGAGAGGUGCUGGUGCCCCUGGAGCUGAGGGGGAUGGCUGGUCCCUGUCCCCAGAGAGCACGGGCUAUGACGAUGCUGAAGAGGUGUCUGUGGCACAUCCCCCUGAGGACACAGAGGCUGUGACACCGGAGCUCAGUGCACAACGGUCCCUGAGCCCUGGGCCAGGAGAGCCCGUCCCUGCACUCCGCCAUGAUGCCAGCGGGCGGUGGGGCAACGACCACUCAAGGCGGAAACUGGACCCACUUCCGGCGCAGGGGAUGAUGGGAGAUGGAGUACGGCCCUGUGCGGACCAGCCAUCCCAGUACGGGCCAGUGAUCCCAUACUCCCUGUGCGCUCCCAGUGCUCGCAAUAUGAACCCGUGA